GUCCCUGGAGCCCGGGAAGGUAACCAAGGGCACGGUUCUGCACGAGUUGAUGCACGCGCUCGGCUUCCAGCACGAGCACUGCCGCAGUGACCGCGACGACCACGUCUGGGUGGUGCCAGAGAACAUGAAGCCCGGACGGCGGGCUCAGUGGACGAGCGCAACCCAACGAUCAUCCCUAAAAAUCCUGUCCUCAUGCUGCACAUGGGGCACGGCAACUCCCUGAGCCCCUGUGAUAUCGUGAAAGUGCAAAAGCUUUAUGGCUUUCCAACAACCCGAGUGCUGAAUUCUCACUCUGCAGAUGUGAUAGCACACGGAGGUCUGGAGAACCAUGUGAACAUAUCCAGAAAAAAGACAGAGGAGGAGGUGAAGGAGGAAAAAGCAGCCAAAGUGCGGGCAUUAAACGCAAAAGGAGACCCAGUUGUGAAGGUUAUCACGGAGGUGGAGACGCAAUGCACUUACGAUAGCUCCACGGUGCCGCGCCUGGAGAAGCUGCUGGAGCUUCUGUCUGCGAACUGCCCAGCGCAGGAGAAGGAGGUGCUGCACACGGCUUACAGAGCGGGUGGUGGCCCAGAGCUGCUCAAGAAAAUCCUCGAGUUUCCCAAGGCAGAGUCAUACAGAAUUCCUCUUCUGCUUGUGGUCGCAAAAAUCGUCAAUGUCCUGGCUGUUCAGGCAGCAGAUGAAGCUUCCAAAGUCCUCAGGACUGGAGACAUUGCAGGUGACCCCUUGGAGAAAAUUGUGGAGUGGCCCAAACACCAGGAUGGCAACGUGUACAUCCCCUACAACAUCUCCAUCGCUUUCAGCGCCAGUGACAAGAAGGUCAUUGAGCAAGCCUUCCAGGAAUACCAUAGCAAGACGUGCAUCAGGUUCACUCCUAGUAAACUGGAGGAAGAGCAUUACAUCAACUUCCAGGCACUAGACGGGAACUGGUCAUUUUUGGGUCAGAAGGGAGGGGCUCAGUCCGUGUCCCUGGAGCCCGGGAAGGUGACCAAGGGCGUCGUUCUGCACGAGCUCAUGCACGCGCUCGGCUUCCACCACGAGCACUGCCGCAGCGACCGCGACGAGUACAUCACAGUCCAGGAGGACAACAUCAAGGAAGAUGAACAGCGUCAGUUUCGACUGCUGGAAACCAGCGAUUUUGAACUACCCUAUGACUACAUGUCCAUCACCCACUAUGACAGGUGUGCAUUCUCCGUGGAUGGGAUAAGCCCUACGAUCAUCCCUAAAUCAAAGACAGCCACUAUUGGUCAGCGGGAUUGCCUCAGCCCACUGGACGUCAUGAAGAUUCAAAAGAUGUACAAGAAUGCGGUGGCGAUUGAAAUCUCUAGAGCUCUUCCUGAGGACAGAAAUAAAAAAUUCCAGGAGCUGAGAAAGACUUUCUGCAACUGAAAUUGAUGCACUAAAGCGUCUUCUGGCUGCGUUGUGCCGAGCUGGGAUCAUGGUACUGUAUAACCUGUCCAGCCAGAAGAGAGCGUCUUGGAAGGGACCAAUCACCUCAUGAUCCAUUUACAAAAAUCUUUCGUCUCUAUAUUUUGCUCCAUUGACUGCUAAUUAACAGUAAAAUAGAUUUAC
This is a messenger RNA of Lethenteron reissneri (Far Eastern brook lamprey), 1569 nucleotides long. Its product is annotated as astacin-like metalloendopeptidase. Gene Ontology annotation, molecular function: zinc ion binding; metalloendopeptidase activity. The record is from RefSeq and is a predicted model, not a curated record. Gene Ontology annotation, biological process: proteolysis. NCBI's taxonomy places the organism in Eukaryota, Metazoa, Chordata, Hyperoartia, Petromyzontiformes, Petromyzontidae.